Messenger RNA from Rotaria socialis, 1158 nucleotides. Lineage: Eukaryota; Metazoa; Rotifera; Eurotatoria; Philodinida; Philodinidae. The record is from the annotation of a GenBank genome assembly.
AUGAUAAAGGACACGCACAGAAUUUUACUAUUGGCUAUAAUUUUAUUAGCUAUUGAUGCUAUCAAUGGAAGCAAACAUCACGCAUCUCAAACAAUUAAAUCAACUAAGCAAGAUCAUGCAAUUGAAUUUAUGAUUGAUGAAGUAAUCAAUACCGCGAUGAAAACACAGAAGAUACCCGGUGUUGCUCUGGGUGUUUUUCGACGAGGAGAAAUCAUUUUUAGUAAGGUUUAUGGUUAUUCAAAUCUCGAACAUGAAGUACCUGUCAAACUUGAAACAAUGUUUCAGUCCGGUUCCGUAGGAAAACAAUUUACUUCGAUGGCUAUCAUGAUGCUCGUUGAACAUGAAAAACUUCAAUUGGACGAUAAAAUUCAAAAAUAUUUCCAUGACGCACCGAUCGAAUGGGCGAAUAUUACCAUUCGAAAUCUUCUAACGCAUACUUCAGGAAUGGUUUCAUAUUCUCCCGAUUUAAACUUCCAGCAAGCUUAUACUGAGGACGAUGUUUACAACAUAAUAAAAAGUACUACACUCAUCUAUCAGCCAGGCCAACAAUUUUCUUAUAGUAACUUCGGAUAUAUAAUGUUGGGAUUCUUAAUUCAGCGUGUAACAAAUCAAAGCUAUGCUAAUUUUAUUCACGAACAUAUUUUUCGUCCUCUUGGAAUGAAAACUGCACGAAUUAUAAAUGAAACAAGCAUCAUUCCGAACCGUGCUUCUGGAUACGUGUUCAUCGAUGAUCACAUCAUAAAUCAGCCAUGGGUGUCGCCCAUAUUCAAUACGAUGGCUGAUGGUAGUUUCUAUUUCAACAUUUAUGAUAUGGUUAAAUGGGAUGAAGCUCUCUACAGCGAUGUAUUACUCAAGAGACAAGCCAGUUUUGAUGAAAUGUGGAGUCCCGUUAAAUUAAAUGGUAAUAUAACGUAUGAAUAUGGUUUUGGUUGGUCGCUAUUGGAAGCAAUUAAUGGAAUGCGGAUUAUUGAGCAUGGUGGAUCGUGGCAGGGAUUUCGAACGAUGAUCGUUCGUGUUCCAGAAGAUGAGCGAACCGUUUUUCUUUUUACUAAUAUGAAUCGACCGACUGUAGACGUCAGAAAGAUUGCACACGAUGUAUUACAUAUUUAUAAUGCGCAACUUGCUGUAAAACCAAUUUUUGAUUACCAAUCGCAAUAA